Messenger RNA from Penicillium malachiteum, 1014 nucleotides. RefSeq names its product alpha/beta hydrolase. Gene Ontology annotation, molecular function: hydrolase activity. The coding region runs from base 1 to 1014 and encodes 337 amino acids. Lineage: Eukaryota; Fungi; Ascomycota; Eurotiomycetes; Eurotiales; Aspergillaceae. The transcript has a single exon. The record is from RefSeq and is a predicted model, not a curated record.
AUGACAUACGCCAGUACCGAAGCGAAAACGAAAUUGAAAAGGCCCCCAUAUGACCCAGAGCUCGCAGUUAUUCGCGACAGCUUUCCUCCAUUCGGACCAAUUACCAACGAGCUCAUCAUUGCGCAUCAUGAAGAUCCAACCCUUUAUGGGCCGCUGCCCAGCGUGUCUGAUCUUAUCAAAGGACGGCCCAUUGUGCAUAAAAAGUGCGAGAUUACAGGGUUCAAGACGGAUGACCCACCAAUAAUCCUAUCUAUUUUCUCGCCAGCAUCAUCUGACAAUAUCCCAAGGCCAUGUGUCUACUUCAUGCAUGGCGGCGGGAUGAUCUUUCUGAACCGCCACGUCGGUCUAGAGCAGCCCCUUGAUUGGGUCAUCGAGACAGGCUGCGUCCUUAUUAGUGUUGAGUACCGCUUGGGUCCCGAGGACCCACAACCUGCGGCGUUACAUGAUUGCUACGCCGGAUUAUGCUGGGUUCACUCUCACGCCGAUACACUGUACGUUGAUCGAGACAGGAUCAUGGUCGCAGGGCACUCGGGUGGCUCAGGACUAGCUGCCGGAAUUGCGCUGUUUGCGCGAGAUCAGCAUGGACCGGCUAUUUGCGCACAGCUGCUAGCAUGUCCCAUGAUUGAUGACCGUAAUAAAAGUGUCAGUUGUAGGCAGUUUGAAGACGAGGAGCCGUGGGAUCGGAAGAGCAAUAUUGCUGCUUGGGCGGCUGUUUUGGAGCAUCGUGGUAACGACUACGGGCGAGAUGUGAGUCCGUACUUUGCUCCGGCAAGGGCGAUUGAUCUUGGUGGUCUUCCUACAGCAUGGAUAGAUGUAGGGUCUACUGAUGUUUUCCGCGACGAGGCUGUUUCUUAUGCUUCCCGCUUGUGGGAGGCUGGUGUGCAGGCUGAGCUUCAUGUAUGGCCGGGAGGGUUCCAUGGGUUUGACAUGAUGGCGCCGAACUCUGCGCUGGGGAAAAAGGCUAUUCAAUCCAAGAUGGACUGGGUGAAGAAUAUUUUUCGUGUACAGAUUUGA